Molecule: messenger RNA, 1382 nt
Organism: Sphaeroforma arctica JP610
Lineage: Eukaryota; Ichthyosporea; Ichthyophonida
Exons: 1
Coding region: 157-585 (142 amino acids)
Source: RefSeq, a predicted model, not a curated record
CAAUGAUUUUAUUUAUUUUCGCUUUGAACUUCUGAACUUUUGAAGUCUUGAACUUGUGUAUUUAUUUUUUCAUGCACUUAAAAGUAAUAGUCAUUGGGUAUAUAGAGCGCGCGUUCCCCUAGAUGCGCUUCACAACAAAUUGAAAGUUCGUACACAAUGUUCGAAAACGAUAUGCAAACUAACAUCGCAAACCAUAUGAACUUCGCCGUCAAACUAGGCAACCCUAUGUCAACAGUUACAAUUGAUGCAGAUCGGCCUAUAUCACGGGUCAUCAAUGCAACCGACGCCAACAGCGAGAUGGCACACAAGCUGAGCAGCAACACAUAUUUUAGCUACACUUUCGUACCAACAAAUAUACAACAACAGGUUCGAGAAUCAAAAUAUGGACACAGUAUUGAUUGCGAAACUCACGAAGUGGAUCGAAGUGCGGAGAGCCUGCGCACUGGUGAUAUUUCGAAGCCGCUUCUUUCAGACGCGUGCCUCGUCAAAGAACCUAUAAAUUCCCAACAAGCUCGUGGUAGUCUCAAACGUGUCAAUCGUUUAUUCAAGCGGUGUGUGGGACGGCGUCACAGCGCUUCAGCGUAAAAUAUCAUCGACUGUCAAGUCGAAUCUUCGGCCGACUCUUGAUUUUCAUCUGACGAGUAUGCUCGGUUCAUAUGUAGGCGGGGUAAAAAGCAUGCGGCUACACAUAUCGCUUCAGUGUAUUGCGGACCCGUCAUAGUUCAGACCUCGAGAUACAUGGUGGGUAACGACAGUAACCUAGUAUUUAUAUAAUAGAACACAAACCAAUCUACAGUGCAGUGCGGACCCGACAUAAUUCAGACCAUCGUGGGUAACGACAGUGAUCUAGUAUGGAGUACAACUCAAACAAUACUACAGUUCAGUGCGGACACCGCCAUAAUUCAGACGUUGAGAUACAUCGUGGGUAAUGACAGUGACCAAGUAUGUAAUACAACUCAAGCAAUUACUUCAGUGCAGUGCGGAACCGUUACAAUUCAGACCUCGAGAUAAACCGUGGGCAACGGCAGUCACCAAAUAUCUGAUACAAGUCAAGAAACGAAACUUCUAUGAUCCACAACAUUUCUUUUCUCGAAAUCUCCAGUGAAGAUGGACAUAAUUGUGAAGCUCUGCAGUGUACCUUUCGUUUAUCUAUGAAAUUGGAAUAGCCAAUACGGAUAAUUACAGAUACCCGUACGAGACCGAGUGGCCCUGCAACAGGAAUAUUUACAAGAACAUGCAAAUGAUUUGGGCCGUUUUUCCUAGUGAUUGAUGUUAGAUUUAAAAGGCUACGAUUGGGAUUUUAAAUAUAUAAAAAAACAUUUUUUCCAACCAAAAUCUGCAAGAUUGAAUAUGAUAUAAAACAAUUCUUUCUUAGAGUUUUU